UAUUCACAAACUGACCAUUUUGUUUGAAGCAGGAGAUGAAGGCUUCUCCAUGUUUCUUUGUUACUGCAUAGAUAAAAGUUUCCUCUCCUCUAAUUGCAGUUUUAGUACUGGUGAUAGAUAUGCAAUAAUUAUCUUUCAAGAACAGUUUUGAAUUUUUUGCUUUAUUUGGUUUGGUUUCAUCGAAUUCCAGCUGGUGUAAACCCUUUCCACUUGUAACUAUAAUUCUUGCACUCUUUUGGUCAUAGGCAACAGCUUCCAACUGACAUCUCAUCUCUUUUGCUAAUUUGUGUGGUUUUUAAUCAGCUUUCAUAAGUAUCCUUACGCAAAAGCAAAAGCUUAAUGGUACAUGUGAUGUCUAGUUUACAUCUGAUGUACGUCAAUCAUUAAAAAAUACAAAAAUACUGUAGCUGCCAUCAUCAUAUUUUUCUCUCUUCUCUUUAUAGAUAUUUCUUCAUAUGUUGGGAGGGGACAAAGAGGAACAUGCUGUGUUGCUAUGCAACUAUUUCCUCUUUCUAGGCCAGAGGGCGUGGCUUGUAUUAGGUACUAAAGUAAUAGUCUCGCAGGGCCAGACUCUAAUUUUGGCUAAUUCUGGCCCCGCGAGACUACUAAGUCUAGGUCCUACUGCUUAUGUAUUAACACUCAAUCCAGUCUCCAAUAGAUCCUACAUAUUAUGGAAUCCUUCCAAUGGGAAGCACUUCCCUUAUAACCUAUCACACAUACCAUUGCACAGUAUUGGCUGCCUCAUCAACAGUGACAAUGUUUGGGGUAACAUACAAGAGUGGGAUCAUCCCAGUCGAGUGACCUUUGACCUUCAAAACAGUAAGAAGUGGUCACCAUUGUUUCCUUCUACAAUGAACCCAUUGGACUCUAUACAGGUUGAUACAUUAGAAUAUUCAGAAACAAAUUCUGAACAAGUGCAGCAAUUAAGAACAAGGAUUGAUAGAUUAGUUCAUGAUCACAUUGAGCAGUUAAGAGAACAUGAUCUAACCAGAUGGAACAGAUUGUGCUGUAGAGUACUCCACAGAUUAUCAUCAAGGUUAGAAGAGAAGCCAUUUUCUUCCAGUGAAACAUCACAAUUGCAUAAGAGAGAACUAAAAGAAAGCUUACCAGGAUAUAAAAUUACUGGUUACCCUCUUCACAUAAAGUACAGUGACACUGCUCAGCUACUGAGGGCAGUUGAGAGCACUGGAUUGCACUUGUGUCAUCAUAGAAGGAUAGAGUUUGCUAUGUAUGUCACUGUUCACUCUUAUCCUAAUGAUAUACUCUCUGUUUGGAUUUAUCUUGCUACUGUUACACCUCCUGAUACUAACUGAACCUAUUCGUUGAUGAAUGUCUCUGUAGACUGCAAUAUAUUAUCAUUAGUACACCAUGUGGUAUCUUUUUAGUUUUAAGAUGAAUUAGACUUAUAAUUACUUUGAAUUUUGUAUAUUUAAUUUUAUAAAA
Messenger RNA from Amphimedon queenslandica, 1443 nucleotides. Its product is annotated as coiled-coil and C2 domain-containing protein 2A-like. The transcript is spliced from 7 exons. Gene Ontology annotation, cellular component: ciliary transition zone. The record is from RefSeq and is a predicted model, not a curated record. The coding region runs from base 456 to 1313 and encodes 285 amino acids. Gene Ontology annotation, biological process: non-motile cilium assembly; protein localization to ciliary transition zone. NCBI's taxonomy places the organism in Eukaryota, Metazoa, Porifera, Demospongiae, Haplosclerida, Niphatidae.